AUGGCGCCAAACCUCCACCUCUACCACACCCCAGGCUCCUGUUCCCUGGUCUCACAUAUCGCUCUAAACAGCGCUUCACUUUCUUUCAACGCAACAAAUCUCCAUGCAGCGCGGGGCUUCCCAGCAUCGCAGCUACAUCUCAACCCCAAAGGCCGGGUCCCGAUUCUAGAAAUCGAUGGUGAACUCAUCACCGAAACACCGGCUAUCCUUGCCACCAUCUCUGCUUUGGCACUUGAGAAGAAUUUACUUGGAAAGGGAGUGAUGGAGCAGGCGAGGGCGUAUGAGUGGAUGGCGUGGUUAUCAGGGACAAUGCAUGGACAGGCUUUUGGAUGCUUGUUUCGGCCUGCGCGAUUUAUCAAGGAUGAAGCGACGCAUGAAGCUCUGCGCGAAUCAGGUAGGAAUCAGGUCAAGGAGUGCUUUGAAUACGUUGAGAAGAAGUUGGAGGCGAGGACCUGGGCUAUUGGUGAGGGCUUUACCGUGGUCGAUGCGUAUCUGCUGGUGUUUUAUAGGUGGGGUAACAUGUUGAAGAUGGAGAUGCGGGACAAGUAUCCAAACUAUACCAGGCUCGCGGAUGCUGUCAUGGAAAGGGAAGACGUAAGGAAGACCAUUUUGAGUGAAGGCAUAAGUGCGCUGAACGAGUGA
This is a messenger RNA of Bipolaris victoriae FI3, 642 nucleotides long. RefSeq lists its product as hypothetical. The transcript has a single exon. Lineage: Eukaryota; Fungi; Ascomycota; Dothideomycetes; Pleosporales; Pleosporaceae. The record is from RefSeq and is a predicted model, not a curated record. The coding region runs from base 1 to 642 and encodes 213 amino acids.